This is a messenger RNA of Uloborus diversus, 1473 nucleotides long. It is a transcript of the gene Gorab, whose product is annotated as RAB6-interacting golgin-like. Gene Ontology annotation, biological process: non-motile cilium assembly. The record is from RefSeq and is a predicted model, not a curated record. NCBI's taxonomy places the organism in Eukaryota, Metazoa, Arthropoda, Arachnida, Araneae, Uloboridae. The coding region runs from base 135 to 1199 and encodes 354 amino acids. The transcript has 6 exons.
GUAAACUCUUUCUGCUCCGUAGGUUGAAACGAGAGUCAAUAUCCGGUUUGGUAUUGUUUUGGUGAACAAUUUCAAUGUAACUACUGUAUUGUGAUUUUAAUGACACUUCUACAGAGUAUUAAGUUUGUUCAACCAUGGCUUCCGAAAGUUGGUCAGGUUUCACAGACGAAGAUAUCGAAAGAAUUAAAUCAAAUUCUACUAAUUCUGCGUUAUGCAGUGACAAAUCCUGUGAAGAAGCAGCUAUGAUUCAAACUAGAGGUCCCAUGAAAAUCAAAAGAAGUGUUUCUGAAACAUUCGAAGAAGUUAAUCUCUCCACUGUACCUAAUAACACUGACCCUAGUUGUAAAGGGAAAAGAGUAGCUCAGAACUGUAAAAAUAAAUAUGUAAAACCUACAAGAUCUGAAAAGAAAACCAACAGUGAAAGAGAAAUUUGUGAUCAAACAUACGACUAUCAGUGUUUGGAUACUGUAGAUGCUGCUGCAGAAGAAGACAGAUUUACAAAAGAAAAUAUAAGCAUUACAGAUCCAGAAAAUGAGAUGCAUUUGCCUUCAUUGGAACUCUUUGAAUUGAAACAAAAGCGAAUUGAAGCAGAGAAUGCUAGGAGAAGAGCACUCAUUAGUAAAGCAAUAACAGAUAAGAAAAAACGCACUCUAGCGGAGGCUGCAAAAUUGAACAAGAUAACUUAUGAAUUGGAUCGAUUGGAUUCCAUUCUCAGUGCUGAUGUAUCGAUUUUACGAGAUUACAUUGAAAAAGCUAGCUUGGAGUUCACUGAAGCUGAGAAAAGGUACCUAAAAGCAGAAAAGGAAUUUGUUGAGGCAAAGUUAUCCCUUUUCGAAAAGAUGCAAAGAAAACAACAGCUAACCGAACACCUUUGUGCAAUAAUUGAACAAAAUGAAAACAGAAAAGCUAACAAACUUGUUGAACUCAUGAAACAAUUAGAGAUGGAAGCUGUUAUGGAAGAUUAUGAAAUAAAUGAUAUUGAACCUAUUUUAUCCAACCUUUGUAUUUUGAAUGAUGAAGCGUACCACUCUUGUCAGACAUUGAAAACAUGUUCUCCUGAUUCAAAAAAGAGUUCUCCUUCACCUGAACAAAACAUUCAAAAUGAACUUAAAAACAAUGAAUGCCAUGCAACUGAAGAUGAUGAGAAUGGGCAAAGCGAAUCUCCUGAAGGUUCAGAUUUCAAAAAGGAAGUUACUUGACAAUUUGUUUUAUUUGUACAUAAUAUUUAUUCAAUUCCUACUGAUUUCCGAUACAUUAAUUGGGAAUGAUGACUAAAUCAAAUAGCAAUGUUACCUGUAUAUUCUACUCUUGUUAUGCAUUUAUAGAAUAUUAUGAAUUUUUGCUAGAAAUUAAUUCUACAAACUGUUCUUUAACAAAAAAAAAAAAAAAAUUAAACAGUAUAGAGUAUACUGUAUUUUGUCAAAACUGAUAUUUAACUUGUUAUAGAAAUCAAUCUAUUUUAAUAAUAAAGUU